Messenger RNA from Ornithodoros turicata, 5534 nucleotides. RefSeq names its product 5-hydroxytryptamine receptor 2A-like. Gene Ontology annotation, biological process: G protein-coupled receptor signaling pathway, coupled to cyclic nucleotide second messenger; serotonin receptor signaling pathway; chemical synaptic transmission. The record is from RefSeq and is a predicted model, not a curated record. Gene Ontology annotation, molecular function: neurotransmitter receptor activity; serotonin binding; G protein-coupled serotonin receptor activity. Gene Ontology annotation, cellular component: plasma membrane; dendrite. The transcript is spliced from 4 exons. The coding region runs from base 2105 to 3241 and encodes 378 amino acids. NCBI's taxonomy places the organism in Eukaryota, Metazoa, Arthropoda, Arachnida, Ixodida, Argasidae.
UGCACCGCGCUUCGGAACGGCCUGUCCGACGGGAAAGUCGCGCGCGCCUCUCUCAGGUUGCCCGCGAAGUCUCCUUUGAGGCUCUACAAGUGUUCGACGUUGCCCCCCCAGGACAUGAGGAUCCGGCGCGUGUGCAGUGCAUUGGAUUUCGGGCCGGUGAGACCCCGUUGAACAAGUUCUCGCACAAGAGUAAACCGUCAGGUGUGGAAUUUUUGCGAAGCCAUUCUAUCGUUAAACAUUCGAGCGAUGCCGUGUUUGUUUAUAAAGGAAACUCUCUACGGUGACAACGCAGUGCGUCCAGCGACAAGUUGCUCCUAGGUUAUAAUUGGGUGCGAAGGGUAGCGGGUACAAAAAGUUUGCUACCCGCUAUUACCUUUCUCAUCGGAUGCUGAAUGAAUGAUAUUUUCGAUGGAUAUUCCUGUACGGAUACCCUGUCUUCUGCCAACGCUGUCUCGGAUAUGGAAAGAAGAAACAGGCGAACAAGCAAGCCGAAAACAAGUGUGAGAUCCAAUCAUGUACAGUGAAACGACAACCGACCAAUCGGAUUACAGCCCUCAGUGUGACGUCGUUGUGUACCGCCAAGAGCCAUCGCAUGAUUCCAUCUCCGUUACGUACGCAUACGUCACUGAAAGAUAAGCAAUCCCCAAUUUAGCAAAUCAUCGCGUAUUUAUACGAGGUGACCUCCUCACGAACGCGCUCAUCUGCCUUUGUUUAAACUAAAUCGCGCGGACGAGAAUUCAAUAGCAAUAGCGCCGAGAAAUAAAAGCCAGCCGUAUUUACAUAUACAUGAGCUUAUGGUCGAUUUGUUCUACAGUCGAGUACUUAUGUAAAUUCGGGACAAUUUGCAUGAGUGCGAGUAUAUAGCGCCGGGUUUAUCAACACCGGCGGGAGGAAUUUCCCCCGAAAGAAAAAUUAAGAACCGGGACUUUCGAAAGCCCGCCAUUACGGCGAAUGGCCUUAAGUUCUCUCGAGGGAAUAGCUAGUGUGUGAAAGAAGAGACCUGCUGACGUUAAGUGAGGGGGUUCAGAAGGCAGUUCCGUCAGUUUAAUCGUAAAACCGCUCUCUCUUCUAACAAUAUUUCAGUACCGGUUCCUUUGUAUACAAUUCGCGAACAUGGACUCCCAAUAUCGAGAGGUUGUGACCGUCCACGGGAAACUAAAGUAGUCCUCGCAAAACUAUCAACAUUUCGAGCUAGUCAAACAGGCCACUACGCCUUUCCAGCGAGUUGAGCGAACCAAUCCGUAACAAAGAGCCGCUCAAAACACUCCUUAUCGAAAGGAGGCUAGCUUCGAAAUCACGUUCAGCGUUACUUGACACCGUGUAUAGCGCCUCGUCCUCUAGAAUGUGCAAUAAUUAUCGCACUAACCUUUCGCCGCGUUCGAUAAUAACGUUAGUCACACAGGAGAGCCGACUGGGAUUUCUCUAACGAGUCGGGGCGUUGAUCGUUGGAGACGGCUGACUAGGAACGUGCAAUUAAGGGGGACCAACAAAAGUUGCCUGCGAGGCACAUUAGCACGAGACCUUCCCUCAAGACCUUAUUUUUCUACUUUCUUUUUUUUUUUUUCAUCUACGCUUAAUCUAAUUUACGAGAACUCUCAGAGACUGACUGGGUCGAAGUGCUAAGGGGGGUCUUGCGGAGAGAUAGAUGCGAACAUGUGUAGGGAUAGUGAGCUGGAGCGACGCGUCGUCUACAGGCCUGACUUUUUACCAGACGUCUAAACGGGAUACGUAUUGAAUACGUAUCCGUAUUCAAUGAAAUCGUUCUUCUCAACAAGAAAGUUAUACUAACCGCUGUCGCAAACUAACACACAAUGAUCUUGCAUCAGAAUAUCUCGAAGCCUUGACCAUCGAACAUAUUUUUGCGCAAAGAAACGUUACCUGUAGACACGCAAAACAACGCUGUGUUCACAAAAGUGCUGCCUUGAGAACAACUUCGCUCAACCGCAAAAAAAAAAACCUUCCUCGUUGCCCAGAGCAAACAAACCAUUGCGACACUCUAAUGUCACGUAGUCAAAGGGACAGCAGAAGUCGUCGUGUCCCUCCGCUGUGGGCUUGCGGGAGUGCCCCGUAAGUGAGGGGAGUGUCUACUCCCCGCCCCCUACUCAUGGAGGAGUCGCACGCCCUGCGAGUCAGCGACGAGGACUCGAACCCCGACCCAGACGCUCCCGUCUUCAACUGGAGCGCCCUGGCGCUGAGUACCGUUCCAGUGGCCGGCGUUCUGGGCAACAGCCUAGUCGUCCUUGCCGUCUGGCAACAGCGGCGGCUACAAAAUGUCACGAACUUCUUCCUCGUCUCGUUGGCUGUUGCAGACCUCAUGGUCUGCUUGGCGGUCAUGCCGUUUGGAAUCAUCGACCAGUUCUACGGCUACUGGCCUUUCGGCUGGGUGGUGUGCACAGUGUGGACGACCUGCGACGUCCUAGGAUGUUCCGCGUCCAUCCUGCACCUGUGCUGCAUCUCCGUCGGUCGGUACGCGGGCAUCCGAAACCCGUUACAGGCGCGCCAGAGCUGCCGCUCCGCCGUUCUGGCCCGUGUGGCGGCCGUCUGGCUCCUGGCGGCGCUCAUCUCGUGUCCAGUACCCGUGCUGGCCUUCGCCGACGUUGGCAAUGUCUUGCCGUCCAAGGGUGCAUGCGGCAUCACCAACCGUUUCUUCAUGACGCUGGGCUCGCUACUGGCAUUCUAUCUACCCAUGCUGGUGAUGGUGACGACGUACGUGCUCACCGUCCGAGAGCUUAAGCAGGUUCCCUGCACCCUGUCGCCGAACAUUUCGUCAGGAAGCGAACAGACUUCAUCGGGAGGCCGUACAGGACAGACGCACUGCGCCUGUCCAGCCGCAGUGGCUUUGCGUGCUGCUAGGGCCAUGAACGAACGGAAGGCCACCAAGGUCCUCGGAGUGGUCUUCCUUCUGUUUGUGGUGUGCUGGGCACCCUUCUUCAUCCUGAACGUCGCCCAAGCGUUCGUGGGCCCCCGCCUCUUCCCGAGCUCGCUGGCCACCACAUUCCUGUGGUUGGGCUACGUCUCUUCCACCGUCAACCCCCUGGUGUACACAGCCUUCAACCGGGCCUUCCGUUCAGCCUUCUGGCAGCUGCUCACGUGCCACUGCGGUCCUCGACCUCCGAAGCGUCGCAAGCGCCACCUCAGCCACGGUGGCUCACAGUCCACGCACCGGGACAUGGUGUCCUGGUCCUUCAAGUCGAGCUUAGCCAACAACUCCACGCUGCGCAGCGUUCAGAGUCCAUGCUGACAACCAAUGACUAGUGUCGCAGGCGCGUCUCCCGAGCGGCUGUACGCUGGCAGACGCUGCGCUAAAGCUGGGCAGUGUGAGAAACAUUCCCUUUCCCGCUGGGUCAGCCAAUAGUUCGUAAUGUUCCCCGAUGGCCACAGCAAUUUACACUUCUGCGUGGGGUCCUAAGGGUCCUCUACGAAUCCCCAGCACUUGGAGCUUCUUGCACAGUGACAAUAACGGAUCAAGCAAUGUGCAGUGGAGUUCUUGCGCGUUGUAAGCAUACGCUUCUCCUGAUAGCGUAAUGCCCCCCCCCCCCCCCAGACCUGCUGUGCGACCAAAUGCGGUACAUCAGCUACAUCCCGUUGUGUCGUGUGCCAUCGAUCCAAAGCUCUCUACAGUCUGAAUGCAGCCGUGCUUCAAGUGGUGCGAUAGAGCUCUUAUGACGUCACGACUCGACAUGGUGCACCGCGUUACUCCAUCGGGGCUGGAAACAUCAAUGCAGCGAAAAUUCAAAAAAAGGUUCCACUGGAUUCGUGGAUAACCAUACUGUGCGGUAUGUAUAGUGGUAGUGGUGUGCCCUGCAGCAGAUAUAGAGCCAAUACCUUGCUCGACGUAACAACGUGAAACGCUUUUCAAAGGUACGCACAUAGGAGCGUUCCGCAUUUAAGUACGUGGACCACAUAACAGCGUAAAAUCGCGUUUGCUUUUGGGGAGAUCGAUUGUUAUCGUCUCCUACAGAAUGCCAAAGGACUCUAAAGAAGCGUUAUAUGGAUAUUCCUUUCGGACGAGAGACUUCGCAAUGCGUAACACGUACCAGGGCUCAUUCAACACAUUCCGGACACCAAUUUGUCGAUGUGCUGGAAGGUAGCGCGUUUCCUUCAAGUUCGUUCGGAGUAUCACACCCUGAGGGACCACCAGCCCUGAGAUCAUUAGACACACGGGGUUGUGUGUCACUGUGCCUAUUGCAGAAAAGAAAAUUACCCUUUCACAUCCUCUCCCAAAACUCUGCGGUUAUGAAAUCAUGUUUUCCACAGCGGACGACACGCAAGCCGGCAUUUUCCGGAGAAGCUGCAACGGCGGCGCGGCAUUCGCUCCAAUCACGCCCCUCUUUCAGCGAUACCUGAUAUAACGACGUCAUCGCUAAAUGCGGACUAGGCACACGCGUCAACGCUAUUCGCACCGAGCACCGAACGGAGUUCAAAAUACUAUACUGUAGAAGGAUAAACACGGUACACACAGAAAAAAAAAACGUCGCCCCCAGUGUUAUGACCACCUCCCUCGCGGGUUAUACGGGUUGUCGCACCUACUUUGCCAACCAAUCGUAGUGGAGAAACACGUCUUAGUAACAUGAAUCCUCAGCUGUGUCUUGCCUUGCCUCUUACCGAAUAGAGAUCGACAGAAAUAAAGAGUUUUUAGAGAAUCGUACAUGCACUCAGACUCCCUAUUCCGACCUAUUACGGUCAAACUCCUUUAUAGCGAACACCUUUUUAACGAAAAUACCACUACAGCAAAUUUUUUUGCGGUCCCGCUGGAGCCCUAUAGGUCCAAUAAUGGACAUCCUUUUUAACGAAAAUACCUUUACUGCGAAUUUUUUUUGCUGUCCACUGAGUUACGUUGUAAAGGAGUUUGACUGUAUUCCUUACUCCGUCCGACUCCCUAUGGACGAUAUCGAAACCAAGUGAAAGUGGAACUGAAUGCAGAGGACUAUUAUGCGAGGUCGUCUGCAACGUCAUGCUCGACCGCUUCGCCAUCUGACGGAAGGAGGUGAAACACAGGUAUAGCCGAUUGGAAAUGUUAGGCAGCGGGUUUUUUUUUUUUUCUCACGAUUUAUCCACUGAGAAACGGACCGAGUGGCCGCAUCGACAUAAAAUUUUGGGAUAUAAUACGUCCUCUAGCAUCUACUUUAGCUUCCCAAAACUGUUUCUAUUUGUCUCAUCUCCGUUACAAACCCUGAAGUUUAUCUUGACGAACCCUGUAUUUUGGCAAAAGCUUGUUUAGUGACUCUAGCUCCGUAUAUCCCACUCGCGAGUCACAAAGGGAGUCUGGGGUGAAUUUACGAAUUCUCUAAAGCUCAUUAUUAGUUCCACACUGGCUUUAGUAGUUCUACAUCACCCGACGCCAGCACGCAUGGCUCCUCAGUUGAAUCUUCGGCAAGUCACCGCGUGCGACACCCUGAAUAACCACAACAUAGAACAGUUUUUCUCCUCUCCUAUGUUACGUCAAAACCCGGUGCAUGGUACCCGUACAUACAAGAGUGGUGUCUGUGUGUGUGUGUGUGUGUGCGCGCGCGCGCUGCUUGGAGCGGUUCUGA